AUGGCCGGCGCCGGGAGGAAGGUGGCGGUCGCCGCCGUGCAGUUCGCCUGCACCGACACGGUGGCCGACAACGUCGCCGCCGCCGAGAGGUUGAUUAGAGAAGCUCAUAAGAAAGGCGCAAACAUUGUCCUCAUUCAGGAGCUAUUUGAGGGGCACUAUUUCUGUCAAGCUCAAAGGAUGGAUUUCUUUGGGCGUGCCAAGCCUUAUAAAGAGAACCCGACUAUAAUGAGAAUGCAAAAACUUGCAAAGGAGUUGGAUGUUGUAAUACCUGUAAGUUUCUUUGAAGAAGCGGGCAAUGCUCAUUACAAUUCCGUGGCCAUUAUUGAUGCUGAUGGCACCGAUCUUGGCCUAUACCGCAAAUCACACAUUCCAGAUGGACCAGGUUAUCAAGAGAAAUUUUAUUUCAACCCGGGUGACACUGGAUUCAAGGCUUUCAAAACCAAGUAUGCAACAAUUGGUGUUGGAAUUUGCUGGGAUCAGUGGUUUCCAGAGACCGCAAGGGCUAUGGUGCUACAGGGGGCGGAAAUAUUGUUCUAUCCCACUGCUAUUGGUUCUGAACCCCAGGAUAUGAACCUGGAUUCCCGUGAACACUGGAAGCGUGUCAUGCAAGGCCACGCCGGCGCUAACUUGGUUCCUCUUGUUGCUUCUAACCGGAUAGGUAAGGAAACUGUUGAGACUGAGCAUGGCAACAGCACCAUAAAGUUCUAUGGGAACUCAUUCAUCGCAGGGCCAACUGGAGAAAUCGUGAAGCUUGCAAAUGACAAAGACGAGGAGGUGCUCGUCGCGGAGUUUGACUUGGACGAGAUCAAAUCUACGAGGCACGGCUGGGUUGUUGCAUUCCUGCUCAUCGGCAAGAUGAUGUUGUUCCUCGGGCUCCGGGUGGGCAAAGUGGAGCAGCUCCCGCGAUGGUAUCCUCGCCUCCCGCAGCACCAGCCAGCCGCCCCCGCGCUGCGCCGAUCACUGAUAUGGGCGGCGGGAACACCCUUUUCCUUGCCGUCUUCAAUGUCGUCGACCAGGCGUCGAGGUCACCUGAGCUCUCCAAGCCGAGGCCCUCGAUGCAGAGGCCAAGGUGGCGGUGGCAGAGGAGGAGGUGGUGGUGGGGCAGGUGGCGGAGCGAUGACCGUUGAACUUGAGCAUUGUCUGACGAUAGUCCUGGCCAUGGGCAGCCCGGCCUGGUCGGCCCGACCCGGCCUUGUCCAUGGGCCGGGCUCGGGCCUAGGUUUUGAGCCCGAUGGCCGGGCCGGGCCCGUCAUUUUUGCCGUUUAA
This is a messenger RNA of Triticum turgidum subsp. durum (durum wheat), 1266 nucleotides long. The record is from the annotation of a GenBank genome assembly. NCBI's taxonomy places the organism in Eukaryota, Viridiplantae, Streptophyta, Magnoliopsida, Poales, Poaceae.